AUGGAUUUGGUAGAUGUCCCUUGCACAGGGGGAAGUAACACUUGGUUUAGAGGAAAUGGGAAGGCUAUGAGCAGGUUGGAUAGGUUCCUGUUAUCCAAUAAAUUGAUAGAAGAAUGGAAUGUUACUGAUCAAAGGGUAGGGAAGAGAGACAUUUCUGACCAUAGCCCAAUUUGGCUCAAUUCAGGCAAGAAGAAUUGGGGUCCAAAACCCUUUAGAUUCAAUAACGCUUGGUUUAAUCACGAGUUAUUCAAGCCGUUUAUCAAGGAGGAGUGGUCAAAGUUGAUAGUGGAAGGGAAUGGUGACUUCAUUUUGUAUGAGAAGCUCAAGUUGCUAAAGCAAAGGAUUAGAGAUUGGAACCGUGACGUUUUUGGGUGGAUUGACCUUAGGGUGAUCCAAAAUGUGGACAAUCUUAAUGAAUUGGAUAGCUUGUUGGUCGAUCAUUUUGGAGGCAAUAUAAGGGACUUGGUUACUAAUAGGAGCAAAGUAACGAAAGAGAUUUGGAACACUUUGAACAUGAAAGAAAGUAUGAUACGCUUGAAGUCAAGGCAAUUGUGGUUAGAAGAGGGUAACAAGAAUACUCGUUUCUUUCACAAUUCUUUGAAAGAAAGAUAUAGAAGAAAUAUUAUUCUUGCGGUAGAAGGAGAAAAUGGUAUUGAGGAAGGAGUAGAAGAGAUAAAAGGAAUAGUCAAAACUCACUUUGAGGAUUUCUUCAAAGAAGGCAAUGAGAAUCGUGCCGUUCCCGAAGGCAUUGGCUUUAAGAAGCUCAACAUGGAAGAAAGUAAAUUCAUGACUGACUUUCACAGGACAGCAAAACUUACUAAAGUUCUUACGUCAUCUUUCACCACUCUAAUCCCGAAGGUUAAUAACCCACAAUCUUUGAAGGAAUACAGGCCCAUUUGUUUGGUGGGGAGCCUACACAAGAUUCUCACCAAACUUCUAGCAGCAAAGGUUAAAAAGUGUACUUGGAAAAUUGAUAUCGGAGAACCAAACAGCUUUUAUACCGGGAAGGCACAUAACAGACGGGAUUUUGGUUAUUAA
Messenger RNA from Vicia villosa (hairy vetch), 1038 nucleotides. RefSeq lists its product as uncharacterized. The record is from RefSeq and is a predicted model, not a curated record. Bases 1 to 1038 code for a protein of 345 amino acids. The transcript has a single exon. Lineage: Eukaryota; Viridiplantae; Streptophyta; Magnoliopsida; Fabales; Fabaceae.